UCAGUCAUACAUUCAACACACACACAAAAAAAAAAAUGGCAAGUUAUGGUAGUGCAAAGGCCAUCAGCCACUUCUUCAAAUUCUCCAUCACAAACUCAGCCUGAUGAAUCAAAACAAAACCCGAAUUUCGAAAAAAAUCAACCAUUUUCCUUCCAAAUUAUAUGUCCAUUUAGCAUCCCUGUCACCCCUGAAUCAGCAGCAACGCGAAUAAUUAAAAACUUAGGUAAAAUCGGGCCAUAUUAUGCUGAAUUCGUGUGGAUAGUCCUUUUCAUCGCGCUUAUUCCUGAACGUAAGGUUUCAUUAGUCUUUUUAGUUGCCAUUAAGGAGGUGGCAAUUUUGUACUUGUUAUUGCUUCGUGCAGUGGCCAAUUCUGUCCUGUUUCGUUGGCUUUUCGUGUUCGAUACAAGGCUUAUUGUUCUGCCACUACUGGCAAUUGGGACAUGUCUUGCUCUUAUAUUCACUUAUGCUGGACUUCAUCUGUUAAUCACUUUGGCUGCCACUUUGCCAAUUGUUUUGGCUCAUGCAGUUCUGUGGAUAGCAGAUGAUUGUUCUUUGAAUGAGAAAAUCAAUCAAGAAUCUGUACCCCUUGUUCACACUGUGUAAAAUUAGGCUAAUUUUGUUGCAAUAAGGUCAAGGAUGGUGAGUUUGUGAAUCUUUUUCCUGUGUUAUACAGGGGAGAAUUUGCUGUCACCUGAUUAUUAUUAUUUUUUAUUUUGUGUGGUCAUUUUAGAAGUUGUAUUUCUGUUUAGUUUAGUUUAUGUGCCAAAAGUUGUAUGUUUUGUUAAAGAAUGUACUAAUAAAAAUUACAGUUUAAAGGGUCAGUCAAGUGGGGAAUGUUCAAAAGAAAAUAUUAGGCCUUUUUGUUUGUAUAA
This is a messenger RNA of Solanum dulcamara, 872 nucleotides long. RefSeq lists its product as uncharacterized. Lineage: Eukaryota; Viridiplantae; Streptophyta; Magnoliopsida; Solanales; Solanaceae. The transcript has a single exon. The record is from RefSeq and is a predicted model, not a curated record. Bases 46 to 603 code for a protein of 185 amino acids.